Messenger RNA from Funneliformis mosseae, 1311 nucleotides. NCBI's taxonomy places the organism in Eukaryota, Fungi, Glomeromycota, Glomeromycetes, Glomerales, Glomeraceae. The record is from the annotation of a GenBank genome assembly.
AUGAGUCAAGUUAAACUUUACAAUAAUCCUUUAAUUAUCAGGAACGUUGAAUUUAAAGAAUAUGUCACAGAGAAAGAAGCUUUAAAGAAGGUCGAUGAAUUCAGGUUUAGUGAUUCAGGGCAAACAUUGUCCGAUAGUAAGAAGAAUAGUUUAAAAAGGAUUGCAAAUUAUUUAUCUACUCACCCAAAUUUUGAUGAGGUUUCUGACGAUCACGUGCUUAUAAGGGAAGGGUAUCCUAUGAUUUUCACCAGUAACAAUUAUAGAAAGUUGAAAUAUGAAAAACCGGUUAAAAAAGCGGAAGGAACGGGCGAAAGUUCGAUCGGGCAUAAUCAACUACUUAAAGGUGAAAUCACUUCAGCUAUGAGUGAUCCACUCAAAAAAAUUAAUUCUUCAAAGCCAAAAUCUAAAAUACGUGACAUUCUUAUCGCUAAAGGUAUAGAUUAUAAAUCUAAAACAUUGAUUCAGGAUGAAGAUGGAAAAAUGAAAUUGGUAAAUAAAGAAGAACAAGAGAUAUUCGAAGUGAAUGAAAGUUUGAACGUUGAAGACGAUUUGUUUAUGGAAGGUGGAUCGACAAAGAAUAGGCUUAGGGGAAUGGAUACCAUCAAUAAUAACAAUGGAUUUGGACAAAACAAGAGUGUAUUGAAUGAUGACAACAGUUCCUUAAAGAACAAGAAAUUUAUGUUAAAUCAAAAUGAUGGCAUUAAAAAGAAAUCUAAGAAGGCGAAUAAAUUGAUUCAGAGCAACAUCAAAUCAAAUAAAGUUGUAAAGAAAUGGCAAAGAGAAAUAAGAACUCAGCAACGAUCCUUAGAUCGACAGAUAAGAGAUUUUGAAGAAGUAGAAAAAAAAACUACAACAUUAUUAAAACAAAACGUUAAAAAAAAAGAUUUACCAGCUUGUAAAUUAUUUGCCAAGGAACUUGUUAGAACCAGACGACAAAAAACUAGAUUAUAUACUACUACUCUAAAAUUAUCUGGAUCAUUAAAAAAAAGUACCGAAAUAAUGAAAAUGGUUAAUGGGUUAGCCAGGUUACCAGAAUUAUCAAAAGGUAUGCAGGAAUUAUCAAUGGAAAUGACAAAGGCUGGUAUCAUCGAUGAAAUGUUAGAAGAUACAUUUGAAUUAAUGGAAGAUAGCGACAUUGAAGAAGAGGCAGAUGAAGAAGUCAAUAAAAUUUUAUUUGAAGUUACAAAUGGAUUACUUGGUGAAGCUAGUGUUGUUAAUGUACCACUAGAGAAUCCGGGAUUAGAAGAAGAGGAGGAACCUGCCGCGGCAUUGGAUGAAAUGCAAGCUAGAUUGCACGCAUUAAAAUCUUGA